Messenger RNA from Lachancea mirantina, 1764 nucleotides. The record is from the annotation of a GenBank genome assembly. Lineage: Eukaryota; Fungi; Ascomycota; Saccharomycetes; Saccharomycetales; Saccharomycetaceae.
AUGGGAUCUUCAAUUAAUUAUCCUGGAUUUGUGAGUAAACCGCAGCAGAGACCGACCAGCAACCCCUUUUUCCCGCGAGAAAAUGUUGGAAACAAGCAAACCGGUGCCAAAUCAAAGCUUUCGCUUGCAUUGCAGAUUCAGCGCGAAGACGGCGAAGAUUUGAAGAGUGACGAAGAUGAGGUAGAUUCAGAGGACUCUUCGUGCGAUGAGAAGAAUGAAGAGAGCUUGGGCGACUACAAGCCUGGUGGUUACCACCCUGCUUACCGGGGAGAAGCGUACAACGCGGGACGCUACGUUUUAGUUAGAAAGUUAGGUUGGGGCCAUUUUUCGACCGUGUGGCUGGCCAAAGACACCGGUAACGGUAGACACGUGGCUAUGAAGAUAGUGAGGAGCGACAAAGUUUAUACAGAAGCCGCACUUGACGAGAUCAAACUUUUAAAAUGUGUUAGCGAGCCUCGCUCGGAGGAUGUCGAAGGCGCACAUUUAGGUGCCAAACAUAUUUUGGCGUUAUUGGAUAAUUUUACGCAUGUGGGACCAAACGGUAAGCAUGUGGUGAUGGUUUUCGAGGUUUUGGGCGAAAACCUUUUAGCAUUGAUCAAAAAGUAUGAACAUCGCGGUAUUCCGGUGAUGUACGUGAAACAAAUUGCAAAGCAGCUUUUAUUGGGGUUGGACUACAUGCAUCGGAAAUGCGGUGUUAUUCACACCGACAUAAAGCCGGAGAAUGUCCUCAUGGAGGUUGGGGAUGUUGAGGCUAUUGUCCAAAUGGUGGAACUCAUGGACAAACAAAGAAGAGACAUGAGGAAAAUUAAAAAAAGAGCUUCCAGGCCUGAAAAAAGCUCAACGUCUCUGCAAAGACAGUCAUCGAGGAGCAGCACGUCGAUAUCUAUGGACAGUCCGCACACACGCAGAGCCAGAAGAAACACGGUUAUAACCGGGUCGCAACCAUUACCGUCCCCUAUCAGCUCGACGAGCUUUUUCGAGUUAAGAUCCCAGACGCUUGGCCAAUCUCUGCCCAAGGCUUCGUCGUUCUCUCCCAAGAUUGGUCAAAGUGCAGGCAACAUGGAAGACGAAGUAAUAACUAAUUCUCUAUCUUCUUUCGAAAUUUCUUCUUCGGCCCCUGACGAUCAAAUCACGAAUCCCGCGGAAGAAGACUCCUCAGACGCGAUUUUGAUCAAGAUUGCAGACCUCGGAAACGCAUGCUGGUACGACGAACAUUACACCAAUUCUAUUCAAACCCGAGAAUACCGGUCUCCAGAAGUCCUUUUGGGCUGCCAAUGGGGUUGCAGUGCAGACAUAUGGUCCACGGCAUGCUUGGUUUUUGAGCUUCUUACUGGCGAUUUCCUCUUUGAACCUGACGAAGGACACUCUUACACGAAAGAUGACGAUCACAUGGCCCAAAUUAUCGAGCUUUUAGGAGAAGUACCGCCAUACUUGCUCACGACUGGUCGGUACUCCAAAAACUUCUUCAAUUCGAAAGGUCAGUUACGUAACAUUUCAAAGCUAAAAUUCUGGCCCUUGCGUGACGUUCUGACCGAGAAAUACAAAUUUUCCAGUAGCGACGCGCAAGACAUCUCAAGUUUUCUACUUCCAAUGUUGUCUCUCGACCCGCGCAAAAGAGCAGAUGCUGGUGGAAUGGUAAAUCAUCCCUGGUUGGAUGAUACGGUGGGGCUGGAGAAUGUGAAAUUAGAUGAUAGAGAACUUUACGGUAGCGGUGCCGAUAUUCCGGGAUGGUUUCAAGAGGUUGCUGGGCACGUAAGGCACUAA